Messenger RNA from Eimeria acervulina, 1602 nucleotides. RefSeq names its product nucleolar GTP-binding protein NOG2, putative. The annotation marks the transcript as partial. Gene Ontology annotation, molecular function: GTP binding. The record is from RefSeq and is a predicted model, not a curated record. The transcript is spliced from 12 exons. NCBI's taxonomy places the organism in Eukaryota, Apicomplexa, Conoidasida, Eucoccidiorida, Eimeriidae. Gene Ontology annotation, cellular component: nucleolus.
AUGAAAAAGCGGAACAGCAGUGGGGCCCCCAAGUCUGGCGGGGGGGGCCCUAAACAGGGGUCCGCAAUCACGAGGGGUUCGGCGUCGACUCUCCCGAAUCGUCAAAUACCGACCAAUAAGAAACCCGGUCAUUACCGUUCUGCAAGCAAAAUAAGACUGCUGCAGAUGUACAACUCCAAGCCCAAGUGGUUGCGGCCGGGAGGCAAAGAACCGCAGCCGUUGGCGCCCGCAAGAAUUCAGCCUGACCGCCGGUGGUUCGGCAACACACGAGUCAUCGACCAGCAAAAGCUUGCGGCUUUUAGAGAGGAUAUUCAAAAAGCAACCGCUGACCCAUACACAGUCGUUCUGAAGCGAUCAAAAUUGCCAAUGAGCCUCAUAAAAGAUCAAAAUGUUGGAGGCAACAAGGAAGCUGUCACUACCGGAGGACCAUUGCCGAAAUUGCGUGGAGAUGCUCUUGUCGCUCUCGAGCCGUUUGAAGGUGUUUUUGGCAGUAAAAAAACCCGCAAGCGACCGCGUUUACAGGCAGCUGACUUGACUACUUUGGCUUCGCAGGCUGCUGAACGCGAGGCAGCCUUUGAGAAAUCCUGCGGUUCUUGGAGUGCAUCAGCAGACAGUGGCGGCGAGGGGGGUCCAGUAGAGUCGAUCUACCAAAAGGGAACAAGUCGCAGGAUAUGGGGAGAGUUAUACAAAGUUAUCGACGCCUCUGACGUCCUCGUACAAGUCGUAGACGCGCGUGACCCGAUGGGAACUCGAUGCACGCGCCUUGAGAGAUAUCUGAAGGCGCAGCGCUCUUCGAAGCAUUUGGUGCUUGUCAUAAACAAGGUGGAUUUGGUGCCGCCGCGUGUCGCUCGCCACUGGUUACGGCAGCUUAGCAAGGAAAUGCCGACGCUGCUCAUGCAAGCCGACAAGAACAAGAAGAACAUCGGCAGAACUCAGCUUUUCCAGUUACUGAGACAAUACGGGCAGUUGCUUUCAGAUAGAAAGCAUGUAUCCAUUGGGUUUUUCGGAUAUCCUAACGUGGGGAAAAGUUCAAUCAUCAACUUUUUAAAGAGCAAGCAAGUCUGCAAGGCGGCCCCGAUACCAGGCCAGACCCGAGUGUGGCAGUACGUGGCUCUCACCUCGAAGCUGUACCUCAUAGACUGCCCGGGCAUUGUUCCCAUCAGCAGCGAUGCAGGCAAUGACACAGAUAAGGUGAUGCGGGGUGUUGUUCGGCCUGAAAGGAUCGCUUCCCCUGAGGAGCACAUUGGUACCGUGUUAGAGCGGGUCAAGAGGGAAGCCGUGAUAACCCGCUAUGGCUUGGAUCAAAGCACGACUUGGGAAGAUGCUGAGGAAUUUCUUUCACUUUUGGCUGUUCGGCUUGGAAAACUGAAGAAAGGCGGGGAGCCUGAUAUUUCUACAGCUGCCCGGAUAAUGCUAUACGACCUCCAACGGGGCAAACUGCCAUACUACGUCCUUCCCCCUGGUUUGGAAAGUGCAGCUGUAGACGUAGCAGUAGAUGACAGUGAUGCCCAACUGAACGGAGCCUUGGCCUUCCCGGAAGGAACUUCGCUCCUUCUCACCGACGGUACCACGGAAUCCAGCAAGCACGAAGAACUCGGCGGC